AUGUCACAACCCUUGCCGACCACUCGAUCAUCGCCAUCUUCUGCAAUAUCCGCACAGUGGCCUGAAGCAGAAUCUGAAAUAACACCUCUCCUUGCCACCACAAGUUCUGAUCCCACGCCGACGUCGACGUCUUCGCAACCUGCCUUCACACUGCGUUACGCCAGGUUCGCGGACCUGUCACCCGCGGCACGCACCUGCUCACUUGCGUUCUGGGAUGACGUUCUGUUCGGGCGGUUGAUUCAUCCCCAUCGCUCCCAGUAUCCCACCGAUGUCGAUAAGUACUGGUAUCGCCGGUUUGUCGUCGAUUGGUGGGACUGGAGUCAUGUGUUUCUCGUCACGACGGAGACUGUGCCGGUGAAGGGGGAUGGCGAUCUCCAAAGGGUAGUGGAUGAACCAGGACCGAAUCGACAAGCAACUCCCAAGAUCCAGCAGAAGGAGAUAAUCACCGGGUUUGCGCACUGGAGCCGCAUCGCGCCAAGUUGGAGGGAGAAUUACCGGGCUGGUUGGGGUCUACCGUGGUGGGAUCCGAGACGCAUACUCAAACCUCUCUUCUCCCUCAUUUUCCACCACAUUCUCCCGUUUGUGUCUCCGAACCGCGCGGCCUCUUCACAGCACGAGUCCAUCAUCGAACAAUCCGUCGACUAUCUCGACCACAUUUGGACCGGCGAGCGCGCCGAGUCAUGGUAUUUGGAGUGUCUGGCCGUGCACCCGGCGUUCCAGCGGCGUGGCCAAGGUCGCGCACUGGUGGACUGGGGACUAGAACAGGCGCGCAAAGAGGGCAUUGCGGCGAGUGUCAUUGCUGCGGAUGGGAAGGAGCGGUUCUAUCAGAAGUGUGGGUUUGACGUGGGACCCGUGGGCCGGUCGGGUGAGGGGCUGGGGAAUCCUUUGCACGAUGUUCCGGGCGGGUUGGUUUUCUUUAGGGAUAAAGAGGGUGUGGUUGUCAAAAAGAGGGAGGUAGGAAGCUGGAUUGAGGGUCCAGAAGGGGUGUUUGAUUGGGAUGGAUGGUUGAAGGAGAGAAAGAAGGGUUCGUAG
Molecule: messenger RNA, 1032 nt
Organism: Exophiala dermatitidis NIH/UT8656
Lineage: Eukaryota; Fungi; Ascomycota; Eurotiomycetes; Chaetothyriales; Herpotrichiellaceae
Exons: 2
Coding region: 1-1032 (343 amino acids)
Molecular function (GO): acyltransferase activity, transferring groups other than amino-acyl groups
Source: RefSeq, a predicted model, not a curated record